Molecule: messenger RNA, 1059 nt
Organism: Athalia rosae (coleseed sawfly)
Lineage: Eukaryota; Metazoa; Arthropoda; Insecta; Hymenoptera; Athaliidae
Product: endocuticle structural glycoprotein SgAbd-2-like
Exons: 2
Coding region: 547-960 (137 amino acids)
Source: RefSeq, a predicted model, not a curated record
AUCGAUACAACGGUGCAGAACCGCAGUCCGCACUCGUCACAGCAACAUCUUUAGAAGUUUCUCACGAUUCGCGGUCCGUCGAUUCGAUUGAGUUCAACAACUGAAGCGCGUCUCGAGUCGAGGGAGGGGAAAAUCGAAAAACGAAUAUGCACCGCCCCAGAAGUAAUUCUGGAAAAAGUUCUGGCAAUGUCCUCGUCAAAAUAUCGUCAAGAUUGCGCGCAAGUGACGUGCCGCCGAUCACCUGAUACCCCUACACCCUUCGCUCGAAUUGAAAAAAAAUAAUCCAAAAAUACCUAUCGGGCGACUCGUACGACGGUCUGAUAUUCAUUCGAAAACAGAGGUGAGUAAACGGGUAGUCGGACGCGAUUCUAAGAUUUCGAAUUCGUUCGUUGGUUUUCGUUCUCUUUCUAAUUUUUUGUUCCAAGAGAAUGCCGCCUAUUCUCCCCGUUUCCCCACCUCUGUACAAAACCGUACUUAGGACCGCUAUAAAAACCCCGUCGAAAUUGAAACCAGCAGAAAACUUCGCACAGCUGUCUAACUCUCAUCAUGAAUUCUCUGUCGUUCGUCGCGAUGCUCUUCGGAGUCGCCUUCGCCGUUCAACCGGGUCAGGAGAAAAGCGCGCCGAUCGAAAGCCAAGUGAUCGAGGUCGGGCCGGAGGGUGAUUUUCAAAAUUCAUGGUCCGGAAACGGAAUCGCCGUUCGGGAGGCGGGAUCGUUGAAAUCUCUUGGGAACGCGAACGAUACCGCUCAGGUGAUUCAGGGAGUUAUCGAGUACACCGCGCCCGACGGAACCCCCGUGAGAACGACGUACGUCGCCGAUGAAAAUGGUGCGAGAUUCGAAGGAGCUCAUCUACCAUCGCCGCCGACGCCCCAGCAAAUUCCCGCCUACAUCGCCAAAGCUAUUGAGUGGGCGCGCGAGCACCCGUACGACGAGGAAGCCCUACUCAAGAAAACCUACUGACAAUGAGUUAUUUGUUACCCGCGAAGCCGGAUGUCGACUCGCGAUAACAAUAACACUAGUUCGCCCGAUCAAUAAAUGAGAAAAUUAUUUCAAUAUCAA